AUGACAAACAAAGCUACAAGGAUACAGAAGAUUGUUCCUUUAUCCACUAUAGAGGCAGAGUACGUGGCUGCAACUAAUGUUAGCAAAGAGAUGAUUUGGUUACAGGGAUUGUUAGCAGAAAUAAAUUUUAGACAAGAGAAGAAUGUUUUGCACAAUGAUAGCCAGCGUGCGAUACACUUGGCAAAGAAUUCAGCAUUUCAUUCAAGAACCAAGCACAUAGGACUUUGGUAUCAUUUCAUCAGAUCACUUCUAGAUGAUGAGGUGUUGACACUUGAGAAGAUCCAAGGCAGCAAGAAUCCAGUUGACAUGUUAACCAAGACAGUUACUAUAGAAAAACUGAAGUUGUGCUCAACUUUAGUUGAAUUCACGAAUGGAUGCUUGGGAUAUUCUGAGAAAUCUGUUCGGGAAAUGGCCAAAGAGUUCCUGAAAGAUUAUGGAGAAAACGGAUGGCACAUCUUUGAAUAUGAUUCUUACAGGAUUCUACUUGAGCGCAUUUUGGAUAAACAAACAAAUGGUAUGCAAGAAGAGAGAGAAAAGGAGAAACUUGAGGCUAAAGAAGCAUUGGACUUGGAGGUGGAGCGCCUGAAGAAGAUGUAUAUGGAAAUCCAAGAAAAGAUGGGAGCAAUUGUGGAAAAGUUGAAGGAGAAGGAGGAUGAAUUAGAUAACAUGAAUGCGAUGAACCGAACUCUUAUAAUCAUGCAACGCCAAACUAACGAUGAACUGCUGGAGGCUCGAAAAGAGUUCAUCAAUGGAUUGCAGAAAGUGACAACCAAGGCUAAUAUUCGCGUCAAGAAAAUGAGGGAGCUUGACACUAAGCCAUUCCUCAUUGCAACCAAGAGAGAAAGGACAUCAGUGGAGCUGUGUUCGCUGUGUGAGGACCAUCCUAAGGAUCCAAGCUGGCAUCCGUUUAAGAUCGUCAUGGAUAGAGAAGACAAUGCUAAGUCUACAAAAUGGUUUGAGUUGGAUAUGGCUUUAUUGGAAGUAAUUGAUGAAGAAGAUGAAAAAUUGAAGAAUUUGAAGGACGAGUAUGGUGAUGAAGUUUAUGAUGCUGUUAGAACAGCUUUGAAGGAAAUGAAUGAAUACAAUCCAAGUGGUAGAUACGUAGUAUCAGAGCUGUGGAAUUUUAAAGAAGGAAGGAAGGCAACUUUAAAAGAAGGAGUAGUCCACAUACUAAAUAAGUGCAAAUUGCAUAAACGGAGGAGACGCUGA
Messenger RNA from Corylus avellana, 1209 nucleotides. The record is from RefSeq and is a predicted model, not a curated record. Lineage: Eukaryota; Viridiplantae; Streptophyta; Magnoliopsida; Fagales; Betulaceae.